UGCAAGACGUUUAAGAUUGAAUUGUGGUUUUAGCGGUCCUUCCUUAUAGCAUAAAUCAAAUAAAUUUGAUUUAUGCUUAUAGUGACACUACAAAGGAAAGAAAGAUUGAAUUGUAACAUAAUUAUUUGUAAUUUUCUAAAAUAUGAGGUCGGAAAACAAUAAAGAAUGUAAUACUUUAAUGGAAAGUUUGAUCAAGCCAAAAGAACUUCGUCGGUUCCGGGAAACCAAAGGACGAAGUGUUGAAAAGUUGCUACCGACAAAAAAGAUUAGAGUGUCGAAAAUAAUUCAACUGCCCAAUGCGCGAAAAAAACUUUCUCGCAAAGAAAUCGCUCAAAUGGGGUUGUAUUCGCUUCCUGAAGAUACAAUAUGUUACAAACAAAUGGUUCCUCUAAAUCGGUUAUGGCGAAAAUAUAUAUCUCGUUACCUAGGAAAGGAAAAAAUACCUGAUGCACCCGACUUACAGUACAAUCAGAUGACAUUGGAUUUGUUGAAGGCGGAUUACCAUGGAGCGAAAAUAAGUGUGAUUAGAGCGAGAAAUCCUAGUCUUGUUGGUAUAAAAGGCAUAGUUAUAUUAGAUACAAAAGGAACUUUCAAGAUUGUUUCACGAGACGAUAGAAUGCGCACUAUACCAAAGGUUGAUUCUGUCUUUCAGAUACAUUGGAAUAAUAUUGAUGUUACCAUUUUUGGUAAGCAUUUAAAUUCAAGGCCCGCCGAAAGAUCAACGAAAAAAAUAAAAACAUUUUCAGAGUGUGAUUUAAAUUAACAAAAUUGUUUUAAUUCUCUUAUUAUAGUACAAUCAAGUAUAUUACUCUUUUGGAUAUAUUUUUCACCUU
Molecule: messenger RNA, 833 nt
Organism: Malaya genurostris
Lineage: Eukaryota; Metazoa; Arthropoda; Insecta; Diptera; Culicidae
Gene: Pop4
Product: ribonuclease P protein subunit p29
Exons: 4
Coding region: 143-763 (206 amino acids)
Biological process (GO): tRNA 5'-leader removal; rRNA processing
Cellular component (GO): ribonuclease MRP complex; ribonuclease P complex
Molecular function (GO): ribonuclease P RNA binding
Source: RefSeq, a predicted model, not a curated record